AUGGCCUCUUGGAAUUCAUUUCCACUCGAAGUUGCGUAUGAGGCUCUGGGUUGGUUCGCUUUCGUUUCCUGGUCCAUCAGUUUCUACCCUCAAGUCAUCUUGAAUUUCCGCAGGAAGAGUGUGGUUGGGCUCAACUUUGAUUUCGUGCUGCUGAAUCUGACCAAGCACAGUUCGUAUCUCAUAUACAACGCUUCUCUCUACUUUAGCUCUGCUAUUCAGAAGCAAUACUUCGAGAAAUACGGUUAUGGACAGAUGAUACCUGUGGCUGCAAAUGAUGUUGCUUUCUCGAUCCAUGCUGUUCUACUGACGGCAAUCACGUUGUUCCAGAUUGUAAUCUAUGAACGCGGGAGUCAGAAAGUGUCCAAAGUUUCUAUUGGAAUUGUCUCUGUUGCUUGGACUAUUGCGGCAGUUUGUUUCUUUAUUGCUUUGUCAAAUCAUUCCUGGCUUUGGCUUAUCUCCAUUUUCAACACAAUUCAAGUAACUAUGACUGUUAUAAAGUACAUUCCUCAGGCAGUUAUGAACUUCCUGAGAAAAAGUACUGAUGGAUUCAGUAUUGGUAACAUUCUACUUGAUUUUUCUGGAGGAAUAGCAAACUAUGGACAGAUGGUUGUUCAAUCAGUAGAUCAAAAUUCAUGGGUCAACUUCUACGGCAACAUAGGAAAAGUGUUGCUAUCUCUGGUAUCAGUAUUCUUUGACAUUAUUUUCAUUAUUCAACAUUAUGUUCUGUAUGCUGGUAACAAAACCUCCAAAUCAGAGAUCACUACGGAGCAUGAAGGUCAAAUUAGAGAGCACCUUGUGAGACCUUCUGACCAAUCAACCCCAGAGAAUGUGUAA
Sphenostylis stenocarpa is the source of this 834-nucleotide messenger RNA. Lineage: Eukaryota; Viridiplantae; Streptophyta; Magnoliopsida; Fabales; Fabaceae. The record is from the annotation of a GenBank genome assembly.